UGUUGCGCAUCGCCGCGGUGAAUGUCAUGGGGAGUUUUAGUGGAUAGUUUUGAAGUGUGCUGACCUUCCAGGCAAUGUGAACGGCGCGCGCGUUCGCACGACACGCGUAUACGCAGUUAGCUCCAGGGGGAGCAGCAAUGAGGUGACUGCAUACUGAGGCACUGGAGAGAGAAGUGCAGAGCGUGACGUCACGGUGACGGUGUGUAGCUGUCGUGAGUUUCAGUGUUUGUAAAACCUAAUAAAUAAAUAAAUAAAUAAAUAAAUAAAUAAAUAAAUAAAUAAAUGCGUUUCGGAGGAACUGGCACACUGGCGUAAUACUUUCACGAAAACCAAAAUUAAUACUUGGGAGCAUCCAUCGAAAUUGCAGUAAAGAAAAACAAAUUGCCAUACGGUAUUCUGCUUAUUGUAGUUUUACAAACAUGCAGCCUUCUUUUUUUGUAGUGCAGUGGGAUUGGGUACUGAUACCGUACAAAAUGUAGUGUGGUAUUCAGGGUGACAGUGUAUUCGCAACAUAUUGCAACAUUCGGCAGUCUGUCGACAUAGCUCUGCGGUAUGCCAGAAAGUCUGAUUUUUAAGUAGUACAAAUAAAUGCCUCCUACUUGCCGCGUGAUCUUCUCUUUCUUUCUUUCUUUCGCCAGUGCGUUCCUGUUUUUUUUUGCCUUCAUCUUUUUUUAACUCUUACUGUACUAGCAAGUUCUAACGACGCAUUCCUGUGUUUCUAUAUCCGAACCCGUGCAGACGCACAUUGCACAGCGAGUUCUUUUUUAUUUAUCUAUUUAUUUUUAUCGCGUGCCCCCCCCCUUUCUUUUAAAUUUUUGAACGCAAUGUGCAUUUUCUCACGGCGGCGCCUUUCUCUUCGCAGGCGCUGAUAAGCGAGCGACCACCACUGGCGCACCGCAAUUUCUCUCGCCGCUGUUGCUGCUGUUGCUGCUGCUACUUUCCGCGUAUCCAAAUGGACGCCGCCACGACACUCGCUCGAAACAGCGUUGCUGAACAACCAUGCUUGCUGACUGAAAAGGGCGGCACACCGGUAGCCACGCCGGGCGCAUGAUUCUACGGACCCUGCUGUAGCAGCAUUUGUAACCAACCAAGGGGACGUGCACACCAGUCUGUCAUGGACGGGAGGCAGUGGCGGCACCUGGCGAGUGGCGCUGGACUUCUGCUCCUGCUGUGGGUGUUCCCAGGUGCCCACACCUCGCUCUGCAAGUCGGUGUUCUCACCGAUUUCUGGAGACAUGCCCAAGGACUUCAGCCUGAAAGUGGGCGACCCUCUGGUGCUCAACUGCACCCUCGAGACUCCAGAGUUCAGCAUCUCGAGCAGGCGGUACUCGGUGAAUGGCAGCCACCUGGAGAUAAAGUUCAACGACACUAAGGUGCCUAGCGAGCUGCUGUCGGUGGGCGAAAUGUGGGUGGCGUUGCGGAAGGAGCGCUCGGAGUAUUCGGACACUGGCAACUACAACUGCAACAUCCGCGUCGCCUCUGACAAGGUUUUCCACGUCUGUGCCACACAGGUCACCAUAGGAGAGCCACCACUUCCUGUUGAAAACUUCCGGUGCAUCAGCUAUUACUUCAAAAACCUUACCUGCUAUUGGGAGCCUCCACCGAACAGUGUCAAGACUGAAUACAGGCUGGGAGAGAUGUUUGCGUACACACGGACGCACAAGGGCUUUUAUCGGUUGUGCCCGAAGGCAGGACACUCGGGAAAUGGCUCUUUCUGCUCAUGGACUCUGCAGUCCUCGCCGCCGCUUCGCAAGGAGACCACUCUCUUUCGCCUGGUUAUGAAUGGGACGAACGCUCUCGGUGUGAGAAAUUUCACCUACACUAUAGAGCAUCUAAAAAUAGUGAAAAUUUCCGAGCCAACUGAGUUCAAGUGCAGCGCGGUGUCCAAGCGGAGUAUCACGCUUAGCUGGAAUGCCAGCGUCGAGCAGAGGGAGACUCCGAAGCUGCUUGUCAUCUACGAGAUCCACUAUCAGUCUCAAUACGAGUCCAACUGGAAGACUGUGGAGGUGUUCAACAAGACGUCGCUGAUGAUACAAAACCUGAACCCAUUCACUGCAUACACCUUUCGGCUCCGAGCGAAGGCAUCGAAGGCGGUGCGGGAAGAGUUGUGGACCGACGACGUUGUGCUUUCGCAGACGACAUUGAAAGAUGUGCCUGAAGCGCCACCUCGAAUAUCGAGGAGCGGCUUCAAGGUGCAGAAUUAUCAGGAGAGACGGACCAUCAUGCUUAACUUUGAGGCACUCCCCGAGAAGAAGUGGGGCGGGGCCACUCUCCAGUACCUCAUCAAGUGCUGCGAGGAGGACGUGCCGGAAGACAGCUGUGAGAACAAGACAGUGGAGAUGCCCACCGUCACGUUCGACGGCCUGUUUCGCAACUCGCGCUACAACUUUCAGCUGUGGUCGCUGAACGAGAUCGGGUUUUCCCGGGUUCACUCCAGCCUCCAGGUGGACAAAUAUGAUGAACUGAUCAACGUACCUCAGGACAUAGAAGUCGUUGCCCACGGCUCUGGGAGUUACGUGGUUUCGUGGCGCGCGCCGUCCGGUCGAGUGCCCGUCCUGACUUCCUCGACUUCGACGUCGGCCGAGGAAGAGCACGCGGCUAGCUCGGAGCCACUAGGACCCGUGAGCUACACAGUGUUCUGGUGCCCGCGGAUGCUGCCACGCUCUUACAGCUGCAACGAAUCUCUCAAGUGGCAGAAGACGGAACUCAACACAUCCUCCAUAGUGCUCAACCUCGACGCAGGCAACGUGUACCAAUUUGCAGUCGCGGCACAGACUGUUGACAAGGCCUCCGAGAUGCACUGGACGACAUGCGUCAUUCCAGUGUCCAAAGAGCUUGAGAAGAUCACGCAAGUGACAUUGGAGAAAGACAGUGCCCAUUCACUGCUGAUGCACUGGCAACUUGAGUGCAGUGCGCUGAAGUCGUACGUGAACAGCUACCAGAUCGAAGCUUGCGCAGUGUUGCCACGCCACCAAAAGAUGGCGCUACAUGACGCUGCUGGGUGUCUGUACAGCAAAUACGAUCCCAAGACCUGCAGAGUUUACAACAUUACCGACCGGGAUGAUGAAGAGCACGUCCUGGACGGGCUGUCCUCCAACGCAGUCUACAGAGCUGUCGUGCGGGCCUCGUCCAACGGAAAGCUCACAGAGGACAGCCCCGCGCAGUGUGCCAAGACCGAAGGCACUGGGGCGGACAUUCCUCUCGUGGUUGGAUGUGCCGUGGGUGGAGCUGUCGGCCUGACUGUCCUCGUCUUUGUGCUCUACCUGCUAGCACGAUGGAUGAAGAAGAAAGUUGACAUGAUCAAAGAGAUCAAGAUUCAACUUCCCGAUGGCCUGGAUUCUUCAGAAGCAAACCAGAUGCAUAGCUACAAGAACAGCAAGAAUGGUUCUGCCGGGAAGACAAGCGAGAGCAACCGGAGUCCGCACAUCGCCUACGGCCGGAUGGGCUGCUUUUCUGCCGCUGACAACACUGGUCCUAAGAAACGUCACGACUCGGGGCGUUCUCAGGGCAGCAGCUCUUCAACUGAAGAGUUGCUGUACAAGAAGACUCGGCGGGCAGACACCUUUGGUCGCAAUCCCAGUGGUGACAGCAGUGGUGGCAGCACUAACGGCCAGGACAGCGUCGUGUCCGCCAGCACGGCGCGCACGGGCGCCGCCUCGUCGUGCGACUCCGGUGCCGAGAGUGACCCGGCAGCACCUCCCUCCCCCGACUGUCUCCUCCUUGGUGGCAACCACACGCCGCUCGCACGCUGUCUGCCCAAUCUUCCCAAGCUGGAUGAAGAUAGGGUCCGCGAGAGCCAGGAUUCUGGACUCGACGCCGAAGUGACUCCUCCCAUUGUGAUUCCGUCUUCGGACUCAUCACAGCCGUCCUACAGCAAACUUGGGGUGACUCCCGAUACACAGGCACCGUUACUGCAGAGUCAGGCUCUGGCUACAAGCGAGCCGUCGCUCUUUGAGGGACCUGACAAUGUUCCAGAGCCCGUGGAACCCCUCCCGCCAUACAGCAAGUUUGGGUUGGCAAGAAGCAGCGAGGAUGUGUCGGUGGCACCUUACACCGCGUGCAGGUCAUCUCCCGACACCAGAAGGCAAGAUGGGCCGCCAGCACUUCCCUACUCCCAGCUUGCACUUCGCCAACAACCGAGUGUGAAUGGUGUACCGGGGCAUGUGUUUCCCAGCACAGACGUUACUGUCGGACUGGCUCUGGAGCAGCCCCGAUUUCUGCCAAACCUGAAAAGUACGCCUUUGCCGUUCUUUCCGAAGCCACCUUCCAGUGGAUAUGUCACAGUAGGGCAAGCCAUGAAAACCCAGCCGACCACGGUCGAGCCCCAGUCGGGACAGGGCUACUCCAAGUUCAGCAUCCAGCCUCCAAAGCCGUUGACCAGGCCAGAUACGUCGGGAUAUGUCCCACUUCAGGACGUAGUUGGGGUUCACCAGGCUGCAGUGCCAGCUACAACAAUGCCUGCUGGAGAGCCUAGUCCCCACGAACAUUUCCACGACGUCGACUCUUCGUCUGACGACAUGGCCAUUGUUGGCGACGACAACAGUAACAACGCUUCACUCGAGGACUUUUCGUUUUCAAGUGCCUCUGGGCCCGGCACUGAUGAACUUUUGGAAGCUCAUCAGUCACCACAGCGCACAGCGGGACAGACACCUGGAUACGUAGCUGCCACUGUUGUACCCGCGACAAAGCCACCUCCACUCGACCUGACAAGUGAGCCACGGAUUGCAUCCAACGGCUACGUUCCUCUGCCUUCUGUGUCUCCGGGUGAAACUCAAGGAGGGGCCGGGGACUAUGUGACGCAUGUGGCUGCUUUCGACUGGGGGCGUUCUGCACCUGGCGACAGCGAGAUGGAUGACAGUGCACUACCUCCACCAACAUCGGCAGCAAAGACAAAUGGUUAUGUCAUGUUGCCUACUACAGUAGAUGCCGUCACUUCAAAGACUUCGGCAGUUGGCUUUGUGCCAGGUGUUAAACCUGAGUCAUCCUCUCAGGUGGACUGCUCGGUGUGA
This is a messenger RNA of Dermacentor andersoni, 5008 nucleotides long. RefSeq lists its product as uncharacterized. Lineage: Eukaryota; Metazoa; Arthropoda; Arachnida; Ixodida; Ixodidae. Gene Ontology annotation, cellular component: plasma membrane; dendrite. The record is from RefSeq and is a predicted model, not a curated record. Gene Ontology annotation, biological process: ephrin receptor signaling pathway; axon guidance; protein phosphorylation. Gene Ontology annotation, molecular function: transmembrane-ephrin receptor activity; protein binding.